GAGAACCAACUCAGAUCGGUACCACAGAUCAGUCUGAACAUCGAAGGGUACAUUCUAAUUCUAGUUAUUCCCGGCCUGUAAUCCCUGAAGUGCGUUUUGAGAUUUUGAAUAUGUUCCUGGAUAUCAUCUAUCGUCAGAUGAUGUCUUCACAUCAGAUAUUUGUGAGAUUACUAAGUAAUAGUUCACUGAUGCCUGGUUUGACAGCUUGCGCAAAGAUUCCGCUUCAAUCAUCUGUAUCUUCAGCAAACCUUUGUCGACCCCUGCACUCGGCAACAACUUCUCAUGCCUGCCUUUGGACCGGUCUUCACCAGACUGGUACAUCAUCCCUUCUCACACAAACAUCCACUGCAGUCGCAUUACAGCAGCCAAGCAGAGGGAAAGCCAGAGGGAACGAGUACCAGCCAAGCAACCGAAAGAGGAAAACCAAGCAUGGCUUCCACAAGAGGAUGAAAACCCAAGGAGGAAUCGGAACCAUCUGGAAAAGGUUGCUGAAGGGGCGUAGACUCUUGACCCAUUAGCUCUGUGCAAUUUAAUAGACACUGACAAUGUUUGAUGCAGAUAAUGAAUUUCUGGUAGAAACUGAUCUUGAAGAUUUAUUGGAAUACAGAUAUGAUUGGAAACUCCUUGAUUUGGCCUUGAUAUAGCUUUACCAGGGGCAGGUGCUCUCUUUGCCCCCC
Lytechinus variegatus (green sea urchin) is the source of this 677-nucleotide messenger RNA. RefSeq lists its product as uncharacterized. Gene Ontology annotation, molecular function: structural constituent of ribosome. Gene Ontology annotation, cellular component: ribosome; mitochondrial large ribosomal subunit. The transcript is spliced from 2 exons. Lineage: Eukaryota; Metazoa; Echinodermata; Echinoidea; Temnopleuroida; Toxopneustidae. The coding region runs from base 111 to 518 and encodes 135 amino acids. Gene Ontology annotation, biological process: translation. The record is from RefSeq and is a predicted model, not a curated record.